UGAAUGAAUCUGUGGGAUGUCACUGUUACUACUAUUUUACUAUGUGGAUAUACAAGUGCUAACUGAAUGCACCUCAUCCAUUGGUUACUAUAGCCCUGCAGUGGCUGAAUACACAUCAUCCAUUGGUUACUAUAACCCUGCACUGGCUGAAUGCACAUCAUCCAUUGUUUACUCUACCCAUGCACUGGCUGAAAGCACAUUAUCCAUUGGUUACUCUACCCCUGCACUGGCUGAAUGCACAUCAUCCAUUGGUUACUGUAUCCCUGAAUCAGCUGAAGGAAGCAUAUCACUUAACUUGGUUUUGAGUGAAUGACAAACUUGGUAUUUAAUCUUUCUUUACAAAAAUUGAAGAAGUUAUUUGGUUCCAUCCACAAAACAGAAAAACAAGAUGUCGUCUAAACAUGCAGUGCUGGAACAGAUUCUUAAAGAGCUACAAGACUUUUUGAAGAUUUUGGAUCAGGAAAAUCUCAGUAGUUCUGCGACAGUAAAGAAGAGCCUGCUUUCAGACCUAGUGGACAGUUAUGUGAAAGUGAAUGGGUGCGAUGAAGAAUAUAUUUACAUGAAUAAGGUGAUCGUUGGUGAAAGACAGCAUCCAGAAGAACUCAGUACCAUAGAUAAAGAUUACUGCUUAAUGAACAUAGCCACCAUCAGACCUGUGUCAUAUCCCUGUGAUCCAGCCAUCUUGUCUUCUACCUCGGCAAGGACUUCCUUUCUUCCUUUCCCAGAGCUGAAUGUCACACAUGUGCUGACCAAUGGAGAUUUAUCGGGAUACUUACCAGCUCCUCAGAAGAAACUUCCUGAUUUGCCACCACCCAAAAUAAUAACAGAUAGAAAACAAUACACGCUGCUUGCACAAGAAUCUCCAGAAGGAUACUAUGAAGAGGCUGAACCAUAUCAGAAAACCCCAGUUGAUGAUGAUGCUGUCAGUAGCUCAUAUGAAUCAUAUGAUGAAGAUGAAAUCAUUAAAGGAAAGUCAGCAACUCAUCAAUGGCCAUCCACCGAAGCCACCAUUGACCUAAUGAAGGACGCCCGGAUUUGUGCAUUCCUAUGGAGAAAGAAGUGGCUGGGACAAUGGGCAAAGCAACUGUGUAUAAUUAAAGAAAACAGGCUAAUGUGCUACAAAAGUUCCAAAGACCACAGUGCCCAAUUAGAUAUAUGUCUGCUUGGCUGUACAGUCACAUAUAAAAUGAAACAGGAGAAGAAGAAAGAACAUAAGCUGAAAAUCGUGCCGACAGGAGCAGAUGUUAUAGUUCUGGGUCUGCAGAGUAAAGACCAGGCUGAGCAAUGGCUUAAGGUCAUACAGGAAGUCAGUGGUGUACAGCAAGAAAUCAUUUCUGAAGGACUGCAGACUUCUCCAGAAAUUCUUCGCUUCAACUGCACAAAGUUGGACUGCAUCUUUAAUACAAUGAACUGCAAUGUCAUCUCUCCAGCAGUCAAAUCAAUAAUUACGACUGACUUGUCAGAAAGAUGUUCUGCUGCAUCGGAGAGUGGAAGCAGUACUGAUGGGCACCCUGACACUCCAUCUGAAGCAAAGGAUGUCAAAAAGAAGUCUGGCCCAGGUUUAAAACUGAGUAAUCUAAUGAACCUUGGAAGGAAAAAGCAGUUGCCUCUGGAAAGUAAUGAAAAGCCUCUAGAAACAUCAGGGUACCUGAAUGUACUAGUGAAUAGUCAGUGGAAAGCACGGUGGUGUCACAUAAAGGAUGGACACCUGUAUUUCUUUGUGGACAAGAGUAAAAAUAAAAGUGCCAAUACACCACUGGCUCUUGAUGGUUGUGAAGUCAUUCCUGAGCCAAGGCCAGAACAUUUGUACAGCUUCCGUAUUCUACAUGGGAAAGAUGAGCUGGCAAUUCUAGAAGCUAAAUCUUCAGAAGAUAUGGGCCAUUGGCUUGGUCUCCUUUUGGCAGAAUCUGGCUCAAAGACUGACCCAGAAGAAUUUGAGUAUGAUUAUGUCGAUGCUGACAAAAUUUCAUGCAUAGUGACCGCUGCUAAGAACUCUUUCUUUUUAAUGCAGAGAAAAUGUACAGAACCCAAUACGUAUACUGAAAACCUACCAGAUACAAAAACAAAGAUGGAAGACCUUUAUGAUGAUGUUGACAUUUCUGAUUCAGGGGAUGUUAAAGCCAACGAAGAACACAUAGGCAUGGCACAUGAAGAUGCUGAGGAAACAGUGAAAAAGGAUUCGGUUUACCUAGAUCUGACCCCAUUACAGUCAUUCCUGCAUUCAUCUAAAAAGAGAGCAUCAGUUUCACCAUUGUCUUCUCCCACCUUAACAAGGGACAGUGAGCAAAAAGAGGUGCUUAUCCAGAAGACAGAACCUGAAGAACCAAUGGCUUCCAAGGCUGGUAUCAAAAUCCAGGCUCAUCAACAGAAAAUCUCUUUCCCUCAGAGUGACUCCGCUGCCAAAGUUACAUCCUUUACUGCUACCAACGCUAUGACUAUUACCCCAGCUACAACGUACACCUCUAAAAUAGCAAACGCCAGUGCAGAAAAGCAGAAACUGAACAGUACAGGAACAAUAGAAACAAAGCUGGGAAAGAACAGAACAGAAGCAGAAGCCAAACGAUAUUUGGAAGAAAAAGAGAGGCUUGAAAGAGAAAAAGAAGAAAUCCGUUCUGUACUGGCAAACUUGAAGAAACAGAAAAAGGAUCUAAAAGAGGCAGCAUCAGUGUGCACAGACAAAACUACUUUGGUAGCUUUGGAGGCCCAAAUAAAAGAAAUAGAUGAGGACUGCAAGCAGAAAGAAAGCUACAGGGUGGACCUAGAAUUGAAACUUGUAGAAGUUAAAGAAAACCUACGGAAAGCAGAGUCUGGGCCUGUGACAUUGGGAACAGCAGUGGAUGCAACACAUUUUGAAACAGCAUGUCCUACUGUAAAAGUCUCAUCUCCUGUCAGUAGUUUGGAACCUUCACCAGUUAAUUCUGCAACGGCUUUAAAGUCUAGGCCAGUGUCAGUAAUGCUGGCUGGAAAAGGGACAGUAUUACAGAAAGCCAAGGAAUGGGAGAAAAAGGCAACGACUUAGAAAAAAGUAAACUUCCCAUGAAAAGACUGGAACUGCCAACUCUAUCUGAACUACAGGAUAUGAUCGUCAUGAAAGGGUGGUGUGUGCACCAUUACAUUUUCAGUGGUGACAUCAAGAUUGUGCAAGGAUUUUAUCUGCAUAGAUAAAAAGGGAUGAUGUUCACUAUUUGCCCAGUUCUGAAACAUUUUAAAAAGAAACCAUAUUUUCAAGGCCCAUCUUUUAAAACUGACUUAAGUACUUUCUUAAAAGAUGUUGCCUACAUGCCAAAGAGUUUCAGUGUAUAAUGUAGUAGAACAUAUUUCUUCCUUCACUUGUUUUUUUCAUAUCUCAAGAUAAUUUCAAUAAUUCCUCUUAAGUGUGGAGAGACAACAUGUUAUGGAACUAAUGCCUUUAAGAUGAAAUUGCCUCACAAAUUAACAACUUCCUUUGGAGUUGCUCAUGUCUUAUAUGGCACAGUAAAAAAACAGAGCGGGAUAGUCUAACAUAAUAAAGCAAUGUACCGGCAAUGAUGAACCAUUGAUCAUGGGAUAACAAAAUGUCCAUUUUGCAUUGUAUUUAUUUCUCUUCAAUAAGUGUCACUAACAGAUACCAUGCAAUUCAGUGCAGUGGGCACUGUGUAUAUUCCUGAUCUCAAACAGCCUUUGUUGAUCCAAUACUGCUAGUGAUUUAAAGGACUUGUGAAUCAAUUUCUUUUUAAUAUGUUCUGAAGUAUGACAAUGUUUUAAGGCGGAAAACAAUCCAUGAUUUUUGAAAAAUAAUGAAUGACAGAAUAAAAGCAUGGUCCCGCUAGCUAAGUGAAGCAGAUAGAAAUGGUUCACUAGAAAUGUAGACCACAAUGCAUUAAAUUCUACAACUCAAGAUAUAAAAAAAGUGUGCCCACACACCCAUUAGAGUAAUUCAAUUAAAAAUGGAGCACACAUUUAUAAUGUUAAAAGUGGAGUUCUGUUUGAUAACUGUGGGAAAAAUUCUGCUGCUUCUACUGAGGAAUAAAAUCAAAAGCAAAGUCUUUGUACAUGCGGCAACAUCACUUUCCGGAGUAGAAAGACAUUGGAGAAAUCAGACUAAAUAUUUGUCUCUUUGCUGCAGUAAUAUCAAUGUCAGACUUAGUUUAUAUAGUUUAACUGUGAAAAGGACUCUGCUUGGUACAGUUUACUUUGAGUUUGGCCACAGAAUAUACAUAUCCACUGAUAAUAGUUUGUGGUCCUAUCUAAUCAAAGUGGAAAACCUGUGAAUGAGAAAUGAGAUUCCUGAGAGCAACUUUCUCUUAGAGGGCUGGUCUCUCCUCAAAAUGUACCCAUGACAUGUAGCAUGUGUUUCUGUACCUGCAAGGUAUUCUUAUCUGUUCCCAGCAAAAGUUUUAAAGAUAUAAAUCGUUACUAAAAGUUUCAUUUGUAACCACUAUUAUAGUUUAUCAUCUAUGUUUCAUUUUCUUCCAUUUUUCAAGUAAUUGCUUUUUCCUUAAUUUCCACAUUUUCAAACAAUACUAUGGUACUUAACAUGUUAGUUUCUUAAUGUAAUGUCUCUCAGGAAAGUAAUGAAUUAAACCAGCUUUAUGUACACAGUGUUCAUUAUAAUAAUGUUACAGAAUAUCACUGAUAGCUUAAAUAGUUUGAUUGCAGUAAUCUCUGUCAGAAGUCAUAAAGCAUCUGUAAACAAGAGGCAAUAUGAUUGCAACCAAUGUUUAUUGUCCUUGAAAAAUGUGGAAAUAAAACAAAAUAUUUAGGAUAACAGUUAUACAAUCAGUCCUUCAAAUGAAGUAUGUCUAAUUGUAAAACCUGGUCCUGUCUAACUCGUCUCACUAACAAAGGUCACUACCGUUUUAUUGUUAUAAAAAGUCUUUACUUUGCAUUUCAUUUUCACAUUUUAAGCUCAUUAAAAUAUGUUCUCUUUCACAUAAAAUGUA
Molecule: messenger RNA, 4922 nt
Organism: Protopterus annectens (West African lungfish)
Lineage: Eukaryota; Metazoa; Chordata; Ceratodontiformes; Protopteridae
Gene: AFAP1L2
Product: actin filament associated protein 1 like 2
Exons: 22
Coding region: 389-3019 (876 amino acids)
Biological process (GO): regulation of interleukin-6 production; positive regulation of interleukin-8 production; inflammatory response
Cellular component (GO): cytosol
Molecular function (GO): SH3 domain binding; SH2 domain binding
Source: RefSeq, a predicted model, not a curated record